AUGGCGGGGUCCAGUAGACGGCCGCGCCGCGGCACCGUCGCCAUCGCGGCCGUGGCAAGCUUGCUCACGGCUGGGCGGCUGUGGGCCUUCGUGCCUGUCCCGGGGACGGACGUGCAGGCCGCGCAGCGCGCGGGCCGAAGGCCAGCCCUGCUCGGGGCCGCGGUGCUGCCCGCCGUCGACGGAGCCGUAGGGGCGGUCGGCGCCGCGGGGGCGGACUUCGACGUGGAGCUGAAGGUGAGCCUUGGGGGUGAUCAGGGUGGAGAGGCCACGGUCAUCGUCAAGGUGCACCCCGAGUGGGCGCCCGUCGGAGCCGCGCAGUUCAAGAAGCUCAUCGAGUCGGGCUGGUACGACGACGCUGGCGUGUUCCGUGUCGUCCCAGGUUUCGUUGCGCAGUUUGGUUUGCCCGCGAAGGCGCAACCACGUUUGCCCGAAAUCAAGGACGACCCCGUCAAGGUGUCCAACAAGCGAGGCACUCUGGUGUUCGCCACCAGAGGCCCAAACACUCGCACAUCCCAGCUAUUCAUCAAUUAUAAGGACAACUCGUUCCUCGAUCAGCAGGGCUUUUCGCCCAUUGGUGAGGUGGUCGGCGAUGGCAUGCAGGUCGUUGAGAAGUUCUACGCCGGCUACGGGCAGAAGCCGAAUCAGGGUGCGAUUACCGAGCAGGGCAACCAGUACCUGGACAAAGAGUUCCCCAAGCUCACCAAGAUCAGCAAGGCCACUGUCAAAGGCUGA
Molecule: messenger RNA, 732 nt
Organism: Prorocentrum cordatum
Lineage: Eukaryota; Dinophyceae; Prorocentrales; Prorocentraceae
Source: the annotation of a GenBank genome assembly